Molecule: messenger RNA, 708 nt
Organism: Aspergillus welwitschiae
Lineage: Eukaryota; Fungi; Ascomycota; Eurotiomycetes; Eurotiales; Aspergillaceae
Exons: 5
Coding region: 1-708 (235 amino acids)
Source: RefSeq, a predicted model, not a curated record
AUGUUCGCAGUGUCCUUCAGUCUUUUCUCUGCCGUGUUUUCGGAUUUGGAUCUUUCGCUCACACUCCAUCAUCUCGAUGCCCUGGAACUCCCGAAUCACCUUCCCGUGAAUCAUUUCGGUCGGUUCGAUGCUUCCAACUUUUCGGACCAAGGGUAUUUGGGAAUCCACAGAACGCUAAACGCGACGGUGCCCUUGCUCCAAACCCCUGUAGAUAAUCCGCAUGCUACCCUUAUCACAUUCUUUCUCAACGCUGUUGAUGAGACCUUAACCGCCCAGGAUAAAGCGAAAGAGACGUUCGAGCUUCCUACCAAAAAGCACAUCUCCGGAUACCUGCCGUCCAAGGAGCAGUCAAUUAUCACUCAAUGUAAUAAAAUUGGCCAAUUGAUAACAGUGCAGGCCAUGAUCAAAGACUUUAGCCACAUCUUUGAACGUUAUAUAGUCAAGCACAGGAUGCGUGAGGCUGCCAAAUCGAUGGGGACAGUGAUGAAGCAAAGCCAUACCAUCGUCGAAAAGUGGCCAUUUAGAAUGAAGCUCCUGCCCGGCCAACCGACUUACAUGACGGUCCGAUCCUUCUGUGGCUCCCAAGGCCACGUCCGCUCCCUCCUCCUGUCCCCAUACCACGGGGAUCUUGAGCUGAAGGAUGAUCGCAGGGGUGUCUGGGGUAACCAUGAAGUAAUCGGACCUGUCGAGGCAUGGAGCGUCGUAUGA